AUGGUCCGCCUGGGCAGGCUGCUGCGGCUCCUGACUCUGCUGAAGUUGCCCUGCUGCCUGCUGGAGCUCCUGCUCUCGGAGGCGGCCCAGGGGCAGGAGAUGUACGCGCCCCACUCCAUCCGGCUGGAGGGGGACAUCACCCUGGGGGGCCUCUUCCCCGUCCACGCCAAGGGCCCCCCGGGCGUGCCCUGCGGGGACAUCAAGAAGGAGAACGGCAUCCACAGGCUGGAGGCGAUGCUCUACGCCCUGGACCAGAUCAACAGCGACCCGGACCUGCUGCCCAACGUGACGCUGGGCGCUCGCAUCCUGGACACUUGCUCCCGAGACACCUACGCGCUGGAGCAGUCCCUCACCUUCGUCCAGGCUCUCAUCCAGAAGGACACCUCCGACGUGAGGUGCACCAACGGGGAGCCGCCCGUGUUCGUCAAGCCGGAAAAAGUAGUUGGAGUGAUCGGGGCGUCGGGAAGUUCGGUGUCCAUUAUGGUGGCCAACAUCCUCCGGCUCUUCCAGAUCCCACAAAUCAGUUAUGCCUCAACUGCACCAGAGUUGAGUGAUGACAGGCGCUAUGAUUUCUUCUCACGUGUGGUUCCUCCAGAUUCCUUCCAAGCACAAGCAAUGGUGGACAUUGUGAAAGCUUUGGGAUGGAAUUAUGUGUCCACUUUGGCAUCUGAAGGGAAUUAUGGAGAAAAAGGAGUCGAGUCCUUCAUGCAAAUUUCCAGAGAGGCAGGUGGGCUCUGCAUUGCUCAGUCCCUGAAAAUCCCCCAGGAUCGCAAGGACAAGACCAUUGACUUUGAUAAAAUUAUCAAGCAGCUCCUAGAAACUCCCAAUGCCAGGGCCAUCGUUAUUUUUGCCAAUGAUGAGGACAUAAAGCAAAUCCUUGCAGCCGCGAAGAGGGCAGAUCAAGUUGGUCAUUUCCUAUGGGUGGGCUCGGACACGUGGGGCUCCAAGGUGAGCCCGUUACUUCAGCAGGAGGAUGUCGCUGAGGGAGCCAUCACCAUCCUGCCCAAGCGAGCGACCAUAGAGGGGUUCGAUGCCUAUUUUACCUCCCGCACCCUGGAGAACAACAGAAGGAACGUGUGGUUUGCAGAGUACUGGGAGGAGAACUUCAACUGCAAGUUAACCAUCAGUGGGUCAAAGAAGGAAGACACGGACCGUAAAUGCACAGGACAGGAGAGAAUUGGCAAAGACUCCCACUAUGAGCAGGAGGGGAAGGUCCAGUUCGUGAUCGAUGCUGUGUACGCCAUGGCGCACGCGCUCCACCACAUGAACAAGGACCUCUGUGCCGACUACCCGGGGGUCUGCCCCGAGAUGGAGCACGCGGGAGGCAAAAAGCUGCUCAAGUACAUACGCAGCGUUAACUUCAACGGCAGUGCUGGCACUCCAGUGAUGUUCAACAAAAACGGUGAUGCCCCAGGGCGCUACGACAUCUUCCAGUACCACACCACCAACACCAGCACCCCGGGCUACCGCCUCAUUGGCCAGUGGACAGAUGACCUCCAGCUCAAUAUCGACGAAAUGCAGUGGGGCAAAGGAGUACGUGAAGUCCCAUCCUCAGUUUGCAGCCUGCCUUGCAAGCCGGGAGAGAGGAAGAAGAUGGUGAAGGGAAUGCCAUGCUGCUGGCACUGCGAGCUCUGCGACGGCUAUCAGUACCAGGCUGACGAGGUGACUUGUCUGCUCUGCUCAUACAAUGAGCGGCCCAACGAGAACCGAACGGGGUGCCGUUCGAUACCCAUCGUCAAGCUGGAGUGGCACUCGCCCUGGGCUGUGAUUCCCGUCUUCUUGGCUAUGCUGGGAAUUAUUGCCACCAUUUUUGUCAUGGCAACGUUCAUCAGAUAUAACGACACUCCCAUUGUCCGGGCUUCUGGGAGGGAACUCAGCUACGUCCUGUUAACAGGGAUCUUUCUGUGCUACAUAAUCACGUUUCUGAUGAUCGCCAAACCAAACGUUGCAGUGUGCUCCUUCCGGCGUAUCUUCUUGGGCUUGGGGAUGUGCAUCAGCUAUGCAGCCCUGUUAACUAAAACAAACCGCAUCUACCGCAUAUUUGAACAGGGCAAAAAGUCAGUGACUGCACCUAGGCUUAUAAGCCCCACGUCGCAGCUGGCGAUCACGUCGAGUUUGAUAUCUGUUCAGCUUCUAGGUGUCUUUAUUUGGUUUGCAGUUGACCCACCCAACAUCAUCAUAGAUUAUGAUGAGCAGAAAACUAUGAACCCUGAUCAAGCCAGAGGAGUUCUCAAAUGUGACAUUACGGAUCUACAAAUCAUUUGUUCCUUGGGUUAUAGCAUUCUUCUAAUGGUUACGUGUACUGUGUAUGCCAUCAAGACUCGGGGUGUCCCAGAGAAUUUUAAUGAAGCUAAACCCAUUGGAUUCACUAUGUACACUACCUGUAUAGUAUGGCUUGCCUUCAUUCCAAUAUUUUUUGGCACUGCCCAGUCAGCUGAAAAGCUCUACAUACAAACUACCACACUUACAAUAUCCAUGAACUUAAGUGCUUCAGUGGCCCUGGGGAUGCUUUACAUGCCGAAGGUGUACAUCAUCAUCUUCCACCCUGAGCUAAACGUCCAGAAACGGAAACGCAGCUUCAAGGCUGUGGUCACAGCAGCGACCAUGUCGUCACGGCUCUCGCACAAACCCAGCGACAGGCCCAACGGGGAAGCCAAAACGGAGCUGUGUGAGAACGUAGACCCAAACAGUAUACAAAAUAUAUUCUAACUGGAAAAACAAAAUUUGUCUUCGGAAACUGAACUAUCAUCUGAGCUGUGAUUCUGACAUAAGAUAGUAAGGAAAUGCUUCUCGUAAAUUAAGGACCAUAUUAUG
Messenger RNA from Gymnogyps californianus (California condor), 2814 nucleotides. RefSeq names its product glutamate metabotropic receptor 7 (gene GRM7). Gene Ontology annotation, biological process: G protein-coupled glutamate receptor signaling pathway; regulation of synaptic transmission, glutamatergic. The transcript is spliced from 10 exons. NCBI's taxonomy places the organism in Eukaryota, Metazoa, Chordata, Aves, Accipitriformes, Cathartidae. Gene Ontology annotation, molecular function: group III metabotropic glutamate receptor activity. Gene Ontology annotation, cellular component: membrane. Bases 1 to 2709 code for a protein of 902 amino acids. The record is from RefSeq and is a predicted model, not a curated record.